Ruditapes philippinarum (Manila clam) is the source of this 995-nucleotide messenger RNA. RefSeq lists its product as uncharacterized. The transcript has a single exon. Bases 460 to 963 code for a protein of 167 amino acids. Gene Ontology annotation, cellular component: nucleoplasm; cytoplasm; nucleus. Gene Ontology annotation, molecular function: 3'-5' DNA helicase activity; four-way junction helicase activity; ATP binding. Gene Ontology annotation, biological process: telomere maintenance; double-strand break repair via homologous recombination. NCBI's taxonomy places the organism in Eukaryota, Metazoa, Mollusca, Bivalvia, Venerida, Veneridae. The record is from RefSeq and is a predicted model, not a curated record.
UUGCCAAAUUAAUGGUGAAAUUUUAUCAAAAUAUUACAUACAGAAAUUGAAAAAAAGGUUUUAAAAGGGGAGGUAACUAGUAUACAUAAAAAUCUAUUUGAAAUUUAUUAAAUGUGACUGUGUCUGUGUCAAUUGACUAAAGUUGAAAUAGCUACAUAUUUGAGAAGAGACAGCUGUGGAAGAAAGAUAAUUUUCUCAAAGAAAAAAAAAUCUAUUAAGUUUAUAUUUUCCUGAUUUUUCAAACUUUUUUUUGCAGAAAAAUGGCAUGGAUGUAUUGAAUUUCAGCUGUGCAUGUAAUUUUAUGUCAUAUAUGUUCUCAACUUAAUGUGUUUUUUUUCAGGUUGUGUAGUUUGGGAUCAGAAUUAUCAGACCAGUAUUACUUGUAGGACAUUGACGGCAGAAACUUGGAGUGUUACCACAAUGAUAUUUUCAUCAGUGAAGCACUUCUAGUUUGAAAUUAUGACCUCUGUAAUAUCUGAAUGUUUAAAAGAAUUAAAUCCAUCAUUUUCAUUAAAACCAAAACAGCUAGAAUGUCUGAACCAUAUCAUUGAAGGUCGAGAUGUUUUAGUUAAUUUACCAGUCGGAUAUGGCAAAAGCCUUAUUUACCAGAUGCUGCCAAGCAUUAUGGAGAGGAUGGGACGAAGCAGGACUGUGGUCUUGGUCAUAUCUCCACUUAAUAUAAUUCAGGAGGACCAACUUAAAAAGUUACAAGACCAUGGUAAAUUAUCCUACAUUUUACCAUUUUGUGAUGGGAAUUCAGAAGUAGAUUUAACAGGAAUAAUUGAUGGCAAAUAUUCGAUUAUAUUUUCACACCCAGAGACUAUACUGAAUACAGACUUUGGAAAGGUAUUGCUGCAAGAGCAAUCUUUCAUUGAAAGGCUGGCUGCAGUAUUUAUUGACGAAUGCCAUGUAGUAGAACAAUGGUAUGUUUUGCAUUUACUUCAAUUAAAACUUAUAUCCUAAAUUGACCUAGUAAAAGUGUGUAACCUCCUGUA